Molecule: messenger RNA, 6511 nt
Organism: Archocentrus centrarchus (flier cichlid)
Lineage: Eukaryota; Metazoa; Chordata; Actinopteri; Cichliformes; Cichlidae
Gene: slc12a7b
Product: solute carrier family 12 member 7b
Exons: 26
Coding region: 242-3625 (1127 amino acids)
Biological process (GO): potassium ion import across plasma membrane; potassium ion homeostasis; chloride transmembrane transport
Cellular component (GO): plasma membrane
Molecular function (GO): potassium:chloride symporter activity
Source: RefSeq, a predicted model, not a curated record
AAUCCUAGCGAUAGGAACAAAAACUCUGAAGUAAGACGCAGCGUCUGCCCGGGAGGGUAAAGUACACCAGGGAAGUUAGUCUGAACAACAAAAAGCAACCGAGAGCAGUAGCAGGAAAGAGGAGAGUGACAGCUGUUGGACAGAGAAAGAGAUUCAGCAGAACAGGGGUUGGGGGCAAAAGGGGGGGAAGAGAUAAGAGCGUGCAAACAGGAGACAUUGAGAGGAAGCACGGGGUGUAAAAAUGCCCACCAACUUCACUGUGGUCCCGGUGAAGGACGGCACCAGAAAGGCAGAAGAGGGAAACGAGGAAAAUGAUGCGGAUGACAGUGUGCUGAAAGAGGAGGAAGAGGACGCUGCCACAGGUGAUGGUGUGCCAAAGGAAAACAGUCCUUUUAUCAACAACACAGAUGACAAAGGCAACAGCUACGAUGGCACCAACAUGGCACUUUUUGAGGAGGAAAUGGACAGCAACCCCAUGGUAUCAUCCUUCCUCAGUAAACUGGCAAACUACACCAAUCUCACACAGGGUGCACAAGAGCACGAGGAGGCUGAUGAUGACGAGGGGCCAAAAAAGAAAGCUGUUAAGAGCCCUCAAAUGGGGACAUUCAUGGGUGUCUACCUCCCGUGCCUUCAGAAUAUUCUGGGGGUCAUCCUGUUUCUGCGUCUCACCUGGAUUGUUGGCACUGCUGGCAUCUUGGAGUCCUUGGCUAUUGUCGGCUUGUGCUGCUCAUGUACUAUGUUGACAGCCAUAUCCAUGAGUGCCAUUGCUACUAAUGGUGUCGUGCCAGCUGGAGGCUCGUACUACAUGAUUUCCAGGUCUUUGGGUCCAGAGUUUGGUGGAGCGGUGGGUCUCUGUUUUUACCUGGGGACAACCUUUGCUGGCUCCAUGUACAUCCUGGGUACCAUUGAGAUUCUACUGACCUACAUGGUUCCUAAAGCAGCCAUCUUUGUGGCAGAGAAAAAGGAGAAUGAGAUGGAUGCCCUACUAAACAACAUGCGUGUUUAUGGCACAUGUUGCCUGGCACUGAUGGCAGUAGUUGUGUUUGUCGGGGUGAAAUAUGUCAACAAGUUGGCACUAGUCUUCCUGGCUUGUGUUAUUCUCUCCAUCCUUGCCAUUUAUGCUGGAGUCAUCAAGACCAUCUUUGAACCACCAGACUUUCCUGUGUGCAUGUUGGGGAAUCGCACCCUGCAGAACCACCAGUUUGACAAGUGUCUUAAGACUGAGGUUAUAGACAACGUGACAGUUACUACCAAACUGUGGUCCCUCUUCUGUAAUGGGCCUCAGCUCAAUGACACGUGCAACGACUAUUUUGAAAGCAACAAUGUGACCGUGUUGCAGGGCAUCCCUGGACUGACCAGCGGAGUCAUUUCAGAAAACAUGUGGUCAUUAUAUGGUCCUCAGGGCAUGCUGGUGGAAGUCAGCAAGUUAACAUCUGUUGACAGUGGUGACCCUGCCCAGGACAUUUAUAUGCCCUAUGUAGUCAACGACAUCACCACCUUCUUCACACUGCUAGUCGGCAUCUACUUUCCCUCUGUCACUGGUAUCAUGGCUGGUUCAAACCGCUCAGGUGACUUGAGGGACGCCCAGAAGUCCAUUCCUAUUGGGACCAUCCUGGCUAUCACCACCACUUCCAUCAUCUAUAUCAGCUCCGUGGUUCUGUUUGGCGCCUGUAUUGAGGGAGUUCUGCUUCGAGAUAAAUUUGGUGACUCUGUGAAGGGGAACCUAGUUAUAGGCACCCUGUCGUGGCCCUCUCCCUGGGUUAUUGUGAUCGGGUCGUUCUUCUCCUGCUGCGGGGCGGGUUUGCAGAGUUUGACCGGCGCCCCUCGUCUGCUGCAGGCUAUUGCACGAGAUGGCAUUGUACCCUUCCUACAGGUGUUUGGACAUGGGAAGGCUAACGGAGAGCCUACCUGGGCUCUGCUGCUGACUGCUGGGAUCUGUGAGAUCGGCAUUCUCAUUGCUUCCCUGGACUCUGUGGCUCCGAUCCUCUCAAUGUUUUUCCUCAUGUGCUACCUGUUUGUGAACCUUGCCUGUGCUGUUCAGACCCUGUUGCGAACACCUAACUGGAGACCACGUUUCAAGUACUACCACUGGGCUCUGUCAUUCCUCGGAAUGAGCUUAUGUCUUGCUAUUAUGUUCAUCUCCUCCUGGUAUUAUGCUAUUGUUGCUAUGGUCAUCGCUGGCUGCAUCUACAAAUACAUCGAAUACCGAGGGGCAGAGAAGGAGUGGGGUGACGGUAUCCGAGGCCUCUCUCUUAAUGCAGCCCGCUAUGCCCUCAAUCGACUUGAGGAUGCGCCACCUCACACCAAGAACUGGAGGCCUCAGCUGUUGGUGCUCCUGAACCUGGACUCAGAUCAAGCUGUCAAACACCCUCGCCUGCUGUCCUUCACCACCCAGCUGAAGGCAGGGAAAGGUCUGACGAUAGUGGGGAAUGUUUUACAGGGAACCUACCUCACUAAAGAUUCAGAGGCCAAGAGGGCUGAGCAGAACAUUAAGGCUUCCAUGGCAGCAGAGCGUACCAAGGGAUUCUGUCAUGUUGUAGUGUCUUCGAACCUUAGAGAUGGUGUCUCGCACCUCAUCCAGUCUGCAGGCUUGGGAGGCAUGAAGCACAACACAGUCCUGAUGGCCUGGCCUGGAACCUGGAAACAAUCCAAUGACUCACAUUCAUGGAGGAACUUCAUAGAGACAAUCCGGGAAACCACAGCAGCCCAUCAGGCCUUACUUGUGGCUAAGAAUGUGGACAGUUUCCCCACCAACCUGGACCGCCUAGGAGAGGGCACUAUUGAUGUGUGGUGGGUGGUUCACGACGGAGGCUUGCUGAUGCUGCUGCCCUUCCUCAUUCGACAGCACAAGGUGUGGAGGAAGUGCAAGAUGCGCAUCUUUACUGUAGCCCAGAUGGAUGACAACAGCAUCCAAAUGAAGAAAGAUCUCCAGAUGUUCCUUUAUCACCUGCGACUGGAUGCAGAGGUGGAAGUAGUAGAGAUGCAUGACAAUGACAUCUCAGCCUUCACUUAUGAGAAGACACUAGUGAUGGAGCAGAGGUCCCAGAUGCUGAAACAGAUGCACCUUUCCAGGACUGAGAGGGAGAGAGAGAUUCAGAGUAUCACUGACGAAUCGCGUAGCUCAAUCCGGAGGAAGAACCAGGGCCCUGCCCAGAGCACGAGCCUCAGCCGGCAGUCCUCAACGACGGAGGACGCUCAGGAGGAUGAGGCCCAGCUCAUCCACGACAGAAACACAGCAUCUCACGCCGCAAUAAAUGAGAAGGCUGAUGCUGAGCCCGAGCAGGUUCACAUGACCUGGACCAAGGAUAAGCUCCUCACGGAGCGAAAUCGCAACCGCGAGUGCAACGCCAAUGUUGCUGUACGCGACCUGUUUAACAUGAAGCCAGAGUGGGAGAGUCUGAACCAGACAAAUGUCCGUCGCAUGCACACUGCAGUCAAGCUGAACGAGGUGGUGGUCAACAAGUCACAGGGAGCUCAUCUGGUUCUGCUUAACAUGCCUGGACCACCUAAAAACAGAGGAGGAGAUGAAAACUAUAUGGAGUUCCUGGAGGUUCUCCUCGAGGGCCUGAACCGCGUGCUCCUGGUGCGAGGCGGUGGCCGUGAAGUCAUCACCAUCUACUCUUAAAAAUCCCCCCGAACGUUCAUGGCCUACCCUGCACCUGGCAUUGGCACGUUGCCAUGGAUACCGCUCAGCGGACUUUUCAGGGGCAGAAGCCUAAUUUGGUUUUUAUGAAGGGCGGGGGUUGUUGGCAGGCAGGACCACUUGUGAUUGACAGUUGACCUGAAAGACGUCAGGAUGAAGGAAGUCGUUGGUGCCGAAUAAGCCGAGCACAGUGUGUGUCCAGCUGGACCAGAGAGCCACUGCGCACAGAAGCUAGAGCAUAGAGACACUUUAUAUCUUUGAUUUACGUCUGACAACCUUCUUCUGUUACAUUUUCAUACUUUGUGUCCUCUUUUGUUGGUGUCGUCAUGUCAAUGGCGCUCGCUGUGUAAAGAAAUACAAGGAAGAAGUGAAUGUGUGAGCUUUAGGCUUUCAUAUUUUUGUCGUUUGUUUUUGUAUUUUUAUUUUUUUUUGUUCUGGGAGGUGCACGGACUUUUGCUGGUCCUGAGGAAAAUGCACAGAGAGUAAUGGAUUUAAAUUAGGAUGCACAAAGUGCAAAAAUCACCCUUUUGCUGUUUUUAAAGCUCUGAUUUGAGCUCUAUGGGCUAAUAACCACCUGUCACUGAUGUUUCCAUUGAAAUGUUUCCAGUCUGUUUAGAAGCUGCUAAACAUUCUGAUUUAGGCUGUAGAGCUUUACCGUUGCAGGAGGGUGGAGGUAGGACUCGUGUCUGUAGCUGAAUGAGUUACUGAAAGGCCAAGCCAGGGGGGGGUGAGGAACAAGGUCCAGAUGUUCCAGUUUAGUGGGUGGGAACUUUUCAGGUUUUGGAUACUGCAUUUUCUUUCUUUCUUUUUUUUAAAUUAAUUUCCCACCCUCAAAAUAUUGCUGUUUUAAUAGGGAAAAAGCCAUAGGUAGCAGUGUGUUUAACAUGAAUGUGUACAUUUAUGGUGUCUGAAGAAGUGGCUGGUUGUGAACAAGCAAUGUAUUUGUUUUUAGGAGCUGUUUGACAGUAGUUUAAUACAUAAUUAGACUGGUUUGUAGGUUUUUGCACAGUUAAUCUGUAUUUUAGCAUCUUAAUUGUUUGAUUGUAGCAAAGUAUACAUUUAAGAUUUAAAAGCACAAAUUGACAUAUAUGAAUUUGUGUAAUUCUCCCCCAUGCUGACAGUUCUAGCACUGCUGACUUUGUACUACCAGUUGUUCAGCAUUUUGUUCAUUGUGUUCUUUCCAUGUGGUCGACUUGAGAAUAUUCAUAGCAGACGAUGCAAGGAUGCAGAGAGCAGACAGUUUCAUACUGAUUAAUGCCCAUGUUUCAAUGUUGCUUUUAGAACAUUUUACCAAAACAAAAUCUUUAUUUAAUUCUUUGAGUUUCCCACUGAGUAGAAUGAAAAAGUGCCAAAAUGAAUUUAAAAGAAACUGUGGAAGUUUUCUGAAUGCAGCUGAGACAUGGCCACCUGCAGAUUUAAUCCUUAGAAACAAGGAUAAAGCUUUUAUGAUAAAGGUCCCUCAUUUCUUCCACAAAUAAAGAAGUGUUUGCAUGAUAAUGCAAGAACAUUAAACUGAUGGUGCACCAUCAAGGGCAUUUCAAAAAUAAGAAGGAAAAGGGAUGGCACCCUUCCUCACGUGUACCUCCACAGUUUCUUUUGAAAAUCAGCCGCGCAGUAUUUUGUAAAGCAGAAAGUUCCGUUUUCCUCCAGUUCCCUUGCAGGGAAAAUGUGAACCUCUUGAUUGUCGCUUAUGCAACAUGUGUUUUGUUGUGUCUUGUUCAGCUGUUACUGUAUGUAUGCUUGUGUUGCUCUAUAAAUAUGGUCAAAUAUGGUCUUUGUAGUGUUUGUUACAUCAUCACUGAUCUCGUGUUACUUUUACGUGUUAAUUCUGGGCGUGAUUUUUGCGAGAGGGGGCAGAGGGAGGCGGUUUGUGUGAAGAUGGCAACAUAUUUGUUUUGGGGGUGUUUUUGUGAGUUUGAAUGUUUGUUUGCAUUUUGUUUUAACCCACGAUAACACGUUAUGCUCAACACACCGGGCUGAAUUCAUGUUACAGUGGCACCCUGGACUCAAAGUGUUAAGAAGUACGAGUGAAGCAAGCAGGGUGAAUGAACGAACCGCACACUACAUAAAGUUUGGGGUCACUGUUUCUGUCCGCUUUUCUAUUUUAGCCGCCAAAGAUGAGCGAGCGUAAACCAUCUAGUUUUAGGAAGUCUGAAUGAUCGAAAGUUGUCCAGAUAAAUUAUUGAAGAUUAAUGUUUUUAAUCUGGUUACUGAGCUGAGUAGCUUAACAUAAAGAAAACAGUAAAACCUUCAACAGAAGAUGCAAUAUAAUUAAAAAAAAAGUUUCUGAAGGUAAAUAGGAUUAUCAGCUGUGUGUGUGUGUGUGUUACACAGCUCUGUUCUGAGGUGACUGCAGAAUGUUAUCUACCUCAACGUGUCACUGAGGCUCGGCCGACAAAACAAAAAUCAUUUCAAUCAAAACUCUUUCAGAAAUGAUGUUCCAGGAAGAUUUGUGAAAGGGGGGGAAAAGAGCUCCUGCUGUGUGAGAGGACCAGCAGAAUAAUGCAUGUUUGUACUGUACAGCUGUCUUUAUGUGGACCAGUCUUAGACUAUCAGAGUGAGAACACCUUUCACCCUUCUUUAAAGGGCUAUUUAAGGGUCAAGACUUUAGGCACAGAGUUAUAAUAUUUAUGAUGUGGGACUAGGGAAUGACCCAUUUAAAUUAUUGUCCUCGCAAAAAUACUCGUGCAAAUGUGUGUAUCUUCCUGAUAUGUAACUGUGUGUGUUUCUGCUGUUAUCUGUCUCCGCUGGCAGGCCUCACAGACCGGAACAGGAAGUCGCUUGUGGGUGCACAUAUAGAUGAAGGUAGCCCUGUAAAUUGUAUUUGUGCCUCUCUACAUACUUAUUAAAAGUGCUGAAAUAACCAGA